AUGAAGACUUCGUGGUUGGGGUGGUCCCUCCUCUCUUUGUUGACCGGCUCGACAGUGGCCGCGUCUGCGAAACUAGAAAAGAGAGCAAACCGUGGACUCGACUCUGAUCAACCUACAGUCUUCAAUGGACUGGAUGUUCCCCCAUUGACCCAACUUACUCCUGAUAACUUCGAUGAGCUCAUCAAAGAUGGCCAGUGGCUCAUUAAACAUUAUUCGCCCUCAUGCGGCCACUGUCGAAAGGCUGCACCGCCGUACCAGACGAUUUAUGAAUACUACUAUACCUCCAACCCCGUCUCUCCAGCCUCAGGGAAGUCGCCCGAUCCCAAGUCUCUCAACGGCUUCACCAACUACUUCAACUUCCAUUUCGGCUCCAUGAAUUGUCUAGCCCACGGAGACCUUUGCGAGAAGCUUGGAAUUUCGGCCUGGCCCACCUUUGCAUUCUAUGACCAGGGUGAGCAAAAGGACAAGCACAUUGUUAAAAAUGUGAUCAAGGAUCUCAGCCCCCUUAUUGAAGAGAAACUCGAGGCGGCCAAGCCUGGGUCUCGCCCUCCCCAGGGCAUCAAGUUGCCUGAGGUUGGUGCCUCUAGCGUGGAUUCGAGUGCGGAACCCGAUUCACCCUUGGCCAAGGACAAAGACCCUGCGGCUGGUGUACAGGCCGGUGAGAAGCAAAACGAGCUGGCUUCGCAGAAAGAAUCUGGUACUUCUUCAGACUCUAAGGCAGUUGACACGAUCGAGACCAAGAGAAAACCUGAAUCGGCGCCUCCCAAUCCUCAGGGACUCUCUGUUCCUCUCACCGCUGAGAGCUUCCAGAAGCUGGUCACUUCUACCCAGGAUCCCUGGUUUAUCAAGUUUUACGCCCCUUGGUGCGGUCACUGCCAGGCCUUGGCUCCCAACUGGCAGGCGAUGGCCAAAGAAAUGAAGGAUGUCCUGAACGUGGGUGAGGUGAACUGCGACGUGGAAUCUCGAUUGUGUGAAGAUGCUCGCGUCAGCUCUUUCCCCACCAUGUAUUUCUUCCGGGGUGGUCAGCGCGUGGAAUACACGGGUCUUCGUGGUCUUGGUGACCUGCUUUCCUAUACAAAGAAGGCCGUUGGACCCGGCUCUAGUAUCGAGGACGUCGAUGGGGCUACUUUCAAGGAGCUCGAGGAGACUGAAGAAGUCUUGUUCCUCUAUUUCUACGAUGACGCCACUACGUCUGAGGACUUCCGCGCUAUGGACCGUCUGACUCUUAGCCUCGUGGGACAUGCUCGCAUUGUCAAGACUAACAGUGCUGCCUUGGCAGCGCGCUUCAAGAUCUCGACUUGGCCUCGUCUAUUGGUGGUCCGUGAUGAACGGGCUAGCUACUACAAUGCUCUUGCCCCCAAGGAUAUGAGAGACUUCCGUGCAGUUCUAGCCUGGAUGCAAACCGUCUGGCUGCCCAUUGUUCCCGAGCUGACGGCAUCCAAUGCCCGUGAGAUUAUGGAUGGGAAGUACGUCGUGCUUGGUAUUCUUAGCCGCCGUCGUUCCGACGAUUUCAAGCAGUCCAAGCGGGAACUGAAGGAAGCCGCUCUUGAGUGGAUGGAUAAACAAGUGCAGCUUUUCCGACUUGAAAGGUCAGAGCUUCGUGACUCCAAACAACUGCGUAUCGAAGAAGCCGAUGAUCGUGAUGACCAGCGUGCCCUACGGGCUGCUAAGAACAUGCGCAUCACUAUUCGCGAGGAUGACAAGAAGGCAGUUGCCUUUGCCUGGGUUGAUGGCGAUUUCUGGGAGCGCUGGAUUCGCACCACCUACGGCAUCGAUAUCGAAAGUAGUGACCGUGUCAUUGUGAAUGACGAAGAUAAUCGCCGAUACUGGGAUACUGCUUCCAGCGGUGCUCCGGUCAUGGCCUCUCGUACUUCGAUCCUCGAGACCAUUCCCCUCGUUAUCUCCUCUCCUCCCAAGCUAGCCGCCAAGUCCACCAUUGGCACCUUUGAGACCUUCUUCUUCUACACCCGCUCCUUCCUCAGCAGCCACCCCAUUCUCUUUUUCAUUCUGUUGGGUAUCACGGUUGCGGUUGCCACCAUCUUCGGUCGCGGACGCCUGCUACGCCGUAGCGGACUUGGCCGUGGUGGCAUUAUUGGCAACUCCAAUGGCGGCGGUUUCUUCCACCUGGACGGCAAGGAGGGUAUCUUGAACGGAGGUUCGACAGGAAAAGUCGACUAA
This is a messenger RNA of Penicillium waksmanii, 2178 nucleotides long. RefSeq names its product putative disulfide isomerase. The record is from RefSeq and is a predicted model, not a curated record. The transcript has 4 exons. Gene Ontology annotation, molecular function: protein disulfide isomerase activity. NCBI's taxonomy places the organism in Eukaryota, Fungi, Ascomycota, Eurotiomycetes, Eurotiales, Aspergillaceae. Bases 1 to 2178 code for a protein of 725 amino acids. Gene Ontology annotation, cellular component: endoplasmic reticulum.